GAGUCGGACUGAGUAGCGGGGCAUGGAGGGGCCCGGCGGUCAGAGCUGUUCGGGCCCCAGCCCCGCGCCGGAGGACGCAGCCCCCGCCUCGGUGAGCCUGGCGCAGCUCCUGCAGCUGGUUCAGCAGGGCCGGGAGCUCCCGGGCGUGGAGAAGCGCCACAUCGCGGCGACCCACGGCGAACCCACGGCGUCCCGGCUCCCGCGGAGGCCCAAGCCAUGGGAGGCCGCGGAAUCGGCCAAGGCCCCCGCACCGCCCACCCUCGGAUCCGGGUAGAGGAACCGCGUGAAGGGGCCCUGCUCGGCGGAGGCAGGAACUGCGCCUUCCUGAUGGCACGGAUUGGGUUCCUGUGGCUCGCGGUCCUUCGCCUCUUAGACCUGGAAGGCGUGACUGUAUCCUGCAUCUCCUCGGACCGCGGAUACCGGCCACGGUUAUUCGUCUUUUGUGCAUUUGCCCCAACCGGUCUCAGCUGGAAUUUAGCCUCCUGGGAGCGUCCUUACAGUUGACUUGUAUCCGUAUUUCUGGACCAUCGUCCACAUUAAAAAAAAAAAAAAAAAAAAAAAAGUUUUACAAAUCCCGUUUCAGACCUUGUAUUUGGCAAAUCUCAUCCUUCACUGAGAUGCAUAGAUGUGGUUUCAUCUUUAAACUACCACUGAGGACACACUGACAGAGUCUUGCUCAGGGGGAACAAAUUCUGUUAGUGACGUAGGAGAGUGUCAGUGUUUCUCUUCCAGGUCAGCUUAUUCUGGCGGCUGUGGAAGUGGAUUUGGGAUCCACGUGGUGUUGAUUCCAGCCAUUCUCCAGAUCAGCGGCUAGCAAUGCAAAAGAUCUGAUGAUUACACUUGGCCCCAGAAGUACUUCAAAGACACAUUAAACCAGUAAAAUCCCAAAGCAUUAAAAAAGACGAU
Messenger RNA from Enhydra lutris kenyoni (northern sea otter), 906 nucleotides. It is a transcript of the gene PEX39, whose product is annotated as chromosome unknown C6orf226 homolog. The record is from RefSeq and is a predicted model, not a curated record. Lineage: Eukaryota; Metazoa; Chordata; Mammalia; Carnivora; Mustelidae. The transcript has a single exon. Bases 23 to 274 code for a protein of 83 amino acids.